Carica papaya (papaya) is the source of this 1069-nucleotide messenger RNA. RefSeq names its product Ubiquitin-conjugating enzyme family protein (gene FUS9). The record is from RefSeq and is a predicted model, not a curated record. Lineage: Eukaryota; Viridiplantae; Streptophyta; Magnoliopsida; Brassicales; Caricaceae.
CCCAGUAGCCGAGCGUUCAGAUCACUCGGAUUUUUUGUUACCCAAAAAAAAAAAAAAGAUAAAUUUGCUGUUCGCAGCGGUUGCUUUCAUCAUCUUCCCUACCGAUCGGGAAACAUCAGAACGGUCGGAUUUCUCCUCGCCUCACCAUUGUUGUCGAGGGAAUUCCAUGCUGCUACCAAUUAUCAUCUGCCAUCGAAGCGUGAAACGGUGCGGUAUUGAUCAUAGCGGAGAGCAAGCCAACGGAGUGAAACCAUGAACAACAACAAUUACAGCUCAGGAAUGAUGAUAGCAGGAGGAGGAAGACUAUCUUCUUCAUCUACGGCGACGGGAACUGGGAAAGGAGCUUCCUCGUCUUGGGUUUCGACGACGUCUGUCUCAGCGUCGGGGAAAAGGAUACAGAGGGAGAUGACGGAGCUCAACAUGGACCCACCUCGCGAUUGCGCCGCUGGACCCAAGGGUGACAAUCUCUAUAACUGGGUUUCCACCGUUAUUGGCCCCUCAGGAACUCCGUAUGAAGGUGGCAUAUUUUUCCUCGACAUAACUUUCCCAACUGAUUAUCCCUUCAAACCUCCGAAGGUGGUAUUCAAAACUGGAAUUUACCACUGCAAUGUUGAUUCUUCUGGCAAUUUAAAUUUGGAGAUUUUAAACAAUAAUUGGAGUCCAGCUCUGACAAUCACAAAGGUACUACGUGCAAUCAGAUCAAUCUUCACAAACCCUGAUCCUUAUAAUCCACUCGUACCUGGCAUUGCUCACUUAUACUUGACAGAUAGAGCCAAACACGAUGAAAUGGCUACGGAGUGGACGUUGAGAUUUGCGAGGUAAUAUAAAUAAACGGUCCGGAAAACAGAAUUUCCGAUACGAGAUGUCUUUUCCAGCAUCAGAAUAUAUCUUGUAAGAAAAUUCCAAAAAAGCUGCCUAGAUUUUCUGGUUCAUCCUCUGGAACUUGGAAACAUUCAGGCAUGUUUGAUAACCAGUUCAAGAACACAAACUUGCUGUAGGCAACUUUCUGUAAUCCCUUCCUGCAAAUAUUUUGAGGUUUAUGCUGUUUAGGGUUUUGAUUCAAACUCCA